UUUCUUCUUCUUCUCCUCUUUGUUUCUGCUCAGAGGUUCUGAUGGACUAACUCUGCUGGGCCUAACCCGGACCUACCCGGACUUACCCGGACCUACCCUGGAGUUAGUCUGGAGAUAACCUGGAUUAUAAACCGGAUUUAACCCGGAUUUAUGGCGGACUAACCCGGGUUAAAGGCUGAGGAUCGGGUUGGACCGUUAGAGGACCGAGAGUUCGGGUCCGGGUCCGGCCGGACGCGGGACUCUGAGGAACGGGUUUAUAUCUGUGUUUCCAUGGAGAUGAGAGUGUUUCCCGCCCUCUGACAGAGAAUCGAUAACUGUUAUUGAUCGUGUAUUGAUCUGGAGAUGGCCGCGCGCAUCCUGCCGCUACUCGCGCUCCUGACCUGCGGACACGCCAAGAGCGCGUUCCCGCAGCGACCCUCCUACAGCCUAUACGCCGGCGGGCAUGCGCACGGGGCGCACGGGGCUCGCGCCGCCAGCAGACACAGGAACUGGUGUGCGUUUGUGGUGACGAAGACGGUGAGCUGCGUGGUCGAGGACGGAGUGGAAGCGUACGUGAAGCCUGAUUAUCAUCCCUGCAGCUGGGGGAGCGGACAGUGCAACAGGGUGGUUCUCUACCGGACCUACAUGAGGCCACGAUACAAGGUCGCCUACAAAAUGCUGACGGAGAUGGAGUGGAAGUGUUGCCAUGGUUACAGUGGAGAGGACUGCAACGACGGUCCAAUCGGAGGAGCAGGAACGCAGAUUUCCACCACCAGACCUCAACCCAGACCGGGACAUGGAGGGAUAAACUACGGACAGGGAGGAGGGACAAACUACGGACAGGGAGGAGGGACAAACUACGGACAGGGAGGAGGAAGUGGCGGACGAGUUGACAAUGAGAAGAUGAGGCAGCUGGAAGAGAAGAUCCAAAGUUUGACCAAAAACCUCCAGGACCUUCAGUCCACCAUGAACGAACACCUUCAACAGGAAGUCAACAAACCGGGCAUCAGCGGAGGAACUUCUUCAGGAGGAAGAAACCCCGCUGAUGCAGCCCAGCCGGAGAUUAAAGAGACGAUUCACAGCAUUCAGACCAAACUGGACCAGCUAGACAACCGCACACAGGCCCAUGAUAAAACCCUGGUCAGCAUUAACAACCACCUGGUGAACGGGAAAGGGAACGACCUGGAUGGAGGUCUGUCUGGAGGAGGACUGAGCGGAGGGAGGCUGAACUCCCUGAAGGAGGAGAUCCUGAGGGAGUUAGAGAGCCGGGUAUCACUGUCCUGCUCCUCUUGUCAGGCCGGUGUGGAGGAUCUGCGCCGACAGCAGCAGCAGGACAAAGAGAGGAUUCAAGCUCUGGAGAAGCAGCUAAAUGCCAUGGACGUUCGAUAUCGUCAGAGCCUGGACGGGCUGCGCCGGGAGGUGGUGCGCUCGCAAGGAUGCUGUGACACCGUCAACGACCUACGAAAACGCGUCACUGAUGCCGAACGCAAGAUCAGCUCCGCCUCAGAGAACUUUGAUGUUCUGCAGAACCGUCUGGACAAGGAGCUCAGCGGAGGAGGAGGCAGCAACAAUGAGAACGGUGGCUUCGGUGGAGGAGGGUUUGGUGGUGGAGGAGGAACUGGGGGAGGGGGGAAGGAUGUUGUGGUGACGGAGGACAGACUGGACAAUCGUCUGAAGGACCUGGAACGGCGGGUCAACAACACCUUGCAGCAGACAGAGCAGAGCUGCUCGCACCUAGAAAACGACCUGAAGGACUACUUCCACAGAGAACUGGGGGACCUGCGGACAGUAUUCCUGGACCGGUUUGACGACCAAGCCUUCAGGAUAGCAGACGUGGAGCUGGACGUGGGACAGGUAAAGGAGAGAGUGAGCGACCAAGACAAGAGGCUGUCUAAGCUGGAAAACAACACUUCGCUCAUCAGCCAGAGACUCAAAGACUGCAGCUGUGCAGGGACUACAGGAGGGUCUAAAGGAGGAUCUACAGGAGGAUCUACUGGAGGAUCUGCAGGAGGAUCUACAGGAGGAGGUACAGGAGGUACAGGAGAAUCUACUGGAGGAUCUGCAGGAGGAUCUACAGGAGGAUCUGCAGGUGGAGGAUUAUCUGGGACGGGAGGAGAAAGUACAACAGAGAAAUCACUGGAGUGGAGAGUGAUCGCCAAUGAGGAUCGUAUUCGACACUUUAACACUGAACUGAAAGAUCUGUCAGUGUCUGGAGACUCUCUGCACGACAAGGUUGUGGACCUCAGCCAUGACGUCCGUAAGAUCAAAGCUCUGACCGGGGAUCACGGGGAACACUUUAACCGAAUUGUUACUGAGGUGGAGCUCCUGGGGCAGGACUGUGAGUUGUGCGGGAAGGUGGAAGACGAGCUGCAGAGGCUGAAAAAUCAAUCCCAGGAUGCACUGGGGCGCAUGCAGAGCCAAAUCAACAGACUCCAGAUCAGACUGGACUUAGGAGGAGAAGGCUGCUUCCAGAUCUGUUCACAGCUGGAAGAUGAAGUCCGCCUGCUACGAGACGAUGUCAGGAGAUGCAGCGGCCAAUGUAAGACCAGCCCGGCCACGCCCACAGGUGGUGGUUCUGGUAGCGUUGGUGGUACCGGUAGACCUGGGUUGGAUGCUGAGAAGCCUUUAGAUGGCCACAGUGUGAUCGGAGGCUCCAUCAACAACAACCAGCUGAAGACGCUGCAGGGCGAACUCUCUGAGGUCAUCCUCACCUUCAGUUCCAUCAACGACACCCUGAAGGGGUUCGAACACACGGUGCAGAAACACGGCAGCGUCAUCACCGACCUCGGAAACACAAAGGAUAAGAUAAUUUCUGAGCUGGACAAGAUCCAGCAAGAGGUGACGGAGCACAUCGAGGAGAGCGCCAACCGCCUGGACGCGAUGGACCGGGAUGUCCGGCGGUUCAAGAGCACGAUCCUAGUGGAGAUUGGAGACUGUAAGAGGUCUGGAGACGGGCUGGAGAAGAGGCUUUCCAAGUUGGAGGGAGUCUGUGGGCGGCUGGACGGUGUCUCUGACUCCAUCCUUAAGAUCAAGGAAGGACUGAACCGACACGUGUCGAGUCUGUGGACUUGUGUUUCUGGUCUGAAUGAGUCGGUUGUCCAUCACGGAGGAAUCAUGGACUUCAUUCAGAAGAACCAGGACGAUGUCUUCAGCAGGAUGAAGAACCUGAACUCAAGCAUGAACCAGUUCAUCAGAGACCUGCAGGGUUCCUCUGUGAAUGGCCUGUCCGGCCUGCCUGGACCUCCGGGACCCCCGGGACCACGAGGAGAGAGAGGUUAUAACGGGCCUCCUGGACGGCAGGGUGAAAAUGGACCCCGAGGUCUGCCCGGUCCCAAAGGUGAACCAGGUGUGUCUGGUGUUGAUGCUCAUGUACCGAGACUGUCAUUCUCUGCUGCGCUCACUGUUCCCAUGGACAGAGCUGGAACCAUUGUCUUUGACAAGAUCUUUGUCAAUGAAGGAGACUUCUACGACCGGAGAACAGGUAUCUUCACUGCCCCCGUAGACGGACGUUACUUCUUCAGUGCCAUCCUGACGGGUCAUAGGAACGAGAAGAUCGAGGCAGUUCUAUCAAAGUCUAACUACGGCAUGGCACGGGUGGACUCUGGAGGCUAUCAGCCCGAAGGCUUGGAGAACAACCCUGUGGCCGAGGCUAAAAUCACUCCUGGAUCUCUGGCCGUCUUCAACAUCAUCCUGCCUCUGCAGACUCGGGACACGGUCUGCAUCGACCUAGUCAUGGGAAAAUUGGCCCACUCUGUGGAGCCGCUCACCAUCUUCAACGGCAUGCUGCUGUAUGAAGACAUGUGACAGUUUUUAUACACAUAUGAAAAUCAGUGAGGCCAGACAACCAGCAAGGCCAGAAAACAUGAACAACUCUGUUUGAGAUUCACGACAAUAUCAACAGGAGGCUGCCACAUAGAGAACAAUGUCACUUCCUCAUUCAAGACUGAUCCUAAACUGAUGACAAAUAUUUUAAAGGAACCUUUACUCCUGAACAGAUUUCUGUCUCUACAUUCUAACAGGUCACAUUUGUUUGACUGGUUUUGUUAUUAUUCUUAUGUCACUUCACAUGUGGAUGAUUUAUCAUCUGACUGCUUUAUCUGCUGAUCUGAUGUGAUCACAUGAUCUAAGUUCAGAGCAGCACCGUGAGGACAGAUGUCCUGUAGACCAGAUAAUGUCCCCGUAAACCAGCUGAUGUCCUUGUAGACCAGCUGGUGUACAUGUAGACCAGCUGACACCUGGCCGACCUGCUUCCUGCUGCUGCUUGAAACUUUAAACAACUUUUUGAAACACAGGAACUCUUGUAGUGUCCACCUGUUGUUGAUCGUCUCACUGGAAGUUGUUGAGAUUUGUGAAAUUGGACCAAGGUGUUGGACAGACCAACGGAUCAGCGCCAUCCUUAAGCCCCGCCUCCGGCAGAUUGGAUGUUGUCUUGACAACCUGUGACAGUGUGACUUUAAAUAGGAAGAGAAAACUUUUUGUACUGAAGCUUUAUAAAAGCAGAAUGUGUUUUAUGAGAUGAGUUCACAAUAUAAUUGUUUUAUAUUAUGAUGCCACUUUUCUUGUUUUAUUUAAAACACCAUCACAACAUUUCAUUUUGAUAAACUCUAACAAACAAGGUUGGGAAUACUCAUAUACAUUCAACAUCUGUCAUCAGUUACUGAACAUGAAGGGAGAAGACCUUCACGUCCGAUAACCUGUUCGUCUCUUCACCAUCUACAGAUGAACUGAAGGACAACAGAGAUGACAGAUAUUUAUAAGACUUUAUCGUCAUUGACUGAGAAAGGAAGAUCAUUGUAGACUGAGUGGGUUUCAGAAACUUUAUUCUCUGACAGGAUUUAGUUCCAGUGUUCAUGUAAACCUGUUUUUACACUUUUUGACACGUUUGUAUUGAUGAAUAAAUAUCACUGUCAUUUAAGUAAACACGAGUCAAACCCAG
Messenger RNA from Sander lucioperca (pikeperch), 4915 nucleotides. Its product is annotated as EMILIN-1-like. The transcript is spliced from 14 exons. Gene Ontology annotation, molecular function: protein binding. Lineage: Eukaryota; Metazoa; Chordata; Actinopteri; Perciformes; Percidae. The record is from RefSeq and is a predicted model, not a curated record. The coding region runs from base 343 to 3783 and encodes 1146 amino acids.